This is a messenger RNA of Brachypodium distachyon (stiff brome), 1214 nucleotides long. RefSeq lists its product as uncharacterized. The transcript has a single exon. NCBI's taxonomy places the organism in Eukaryota, Viridiplantae, Streptophyta, Magnoliopsida, Poales, Poaceae. The record is from RefSeq and is a predicted model, not a curated record. The coding region runs from base 65 to 946 and encodes 293 amino acids.
AACCCCCACAUUCAAACUCGCAUCUCAAGUUCUGAACCACACAGCGAAUUCCAAGUCACUAGCCAUGGAGCUCGUUUCCUGCAUAAUCACGUGCCUCUCACUCGCCUUUCUCCUCCCUUCCUACACCACCGCGACAGCGCCAACCGGCAUGAUAGAGCGCGAAACCAAGCAGCAGAUUCUCGCGAGCAUCCCGCCGCACUGGCAGGAGAACCCCGUUCUGUUCCUGACGUCGCCGUCUGGUAAGUACGCGGCGUACUUCAUGCGCAGCCAGACCGUGCCGGGCGCGGGCGGCCUCGGCGCCGACUUCUGCUACGUGGAGGUGCUCGACACCACGGAGCCAGGCGCGGAAGGCCGGAGCGUGUGGGAGUCGGAGUGCCUGGCGGUGAGCACCGUGAACACAUGCGCGCUCGUGUUCUCGUGGAAAGGACUCGAGGUGUUCGACGGGAGCAACUCCGUGUGGCACACCCACGACACGGAGUCAGACGACAACAACUUCCUCAAAACCCUGCAGCUGGCGGACGAGGGUGACAUGCGCGUCCUCGACAAGGGCGGCGAGCUGGCGUGGAAGGCCAGCGACGAGCCGCGCGCGGCGCAGCACUGCGGGCUGCCCGGCUCGCCCGGCCUGGCCCCGGCAAUGCCGCCGUUCGCGGAGCCCGUAGGACAGGGGAGCAGCAACCUGCCAUUCGGACAGGAACAAGGAGGCAACGGGAACGGCUACAAUGGGGUUGCACAGCCCGAGCUGCCGUUGGCCCCGCUGCCGGAAGCUGCAGGGCUCGGUGGUGUCGCCGCGCAGGGGCAGGUUGUGGGGGAGACGAUUGGAUUUGGAAGCCAGCCGUUGGUGGACAACAGCCCAUAUGACAGUGGUGCGCCGAAGCAUCGAUCCAGCUUGCUUGGGAUUGGACUUGCUUGGGGUCUCAGCGUUGCCAUUGCGUGCUUGGGCCUCUGAAUUUGGUACUUCCACUCGUGCCGCGUGACGAUAUUGGUGAUUUCUUGAAUUGGUUUUUAGUUAUUAUUUCUGGCGCAAUAAGCCAGAAAAUGCGUGGUAUUUGUGUGUUUGAACUUCGGAGUGGUGUGUUUUUCCUGGUUUCUACACUUCUGAUGGGGUUGUAUUAUACAUUCAUGUUUGGAAUCACAAGAUGUAAUUGUUUCACCAUUCAAAUUGUUUUGUAAGAUUAUCUUUUGUAUAGUUUCAAAAAAUGUCCAACAUCUGCUAA